UGUCCCAAGUUAACACAUUAUUAACAGGCGUGUUAUCAGUAGCGAUUGAAAUUAAAUUGAAUAUUAAUCUUGAUAACACCAAUAUUUGGAAAUUGGUGCAAUAAUUAAGUGGGAGGUCAGCGAUCAGCGGUUGCAAAAAUGUUGACUUGUUGCAAUUUUGUAAACAAUUCGCCUGACAGGUGUCAAUUAAACUGACGUAACCCCAUUAAUUCAGUCUAAAUUUAUUUGGCCGGCAGCUGGCAAUUCGAAUUAUAAAACUGUUUUCUAGCUUCAUCUUUCCGCAUAAUGAAUGGGUCUUUUUAUAAAACUCUUUCAGUCGGAUGCGGAGGACUAUUUCUAGCGUUUCCUGUCUCAUUCAAUGCGUUAUCCUGUGUCGUCUCAAAUUUUCCAAUAAAACCCGCCUCGACCUCGUUAUGAAACCAUUGCGUCGCCGACAAAUUAAAUCCACACACAUAUAAGGCAAACGAGAAAGUGCAACCCAUUUUCUAGGAGAUGGGACCUUGAAGUCUCCAAUCGCACAAAAAGCUGAUUGUUUGUACACAAUUACAUCAUAUUUACACGACAUGUGAGACCCCCACACCGACAAGUCCGCAGUAAUUGUCCGCUCGCGAUUUUGUAAAUAUUUAAAGUCGUUUGAGUCGCGUCGUUCCAGCAGCACUCCGAAAAUAAAGCCUUUAAUGACCGGCUAAAAUUGGAGUGUCGGAAAAUGUGAUUAAUCUCGAAAAUUUCCGGUAAAAUUCUCUUCUCUUGUUUUUUGGCGCCGGUGUCGUCUUGUGGGCAGUAUUCUAAAUUUGAACGUCGCGCACGCGCCAAAAUACAUUUGUAAAUAAAAUUAAAAUGGAAAAUAAAAAUAAUCAUAGAUAUGUCCGCGAGUUUUCUUCAUGUUUUCGGUCGUGUCGCGAAGACCACGUGAUUUGGCCGUGUGCGAACUUUUGACAGACGUUUGAAUUUGGCGCUCAGUUUUUUCUUUUAUCCGAUCAUGGAUCGCACGAUGUACGGCAAAAUUGUCCCCGGGACUUUACACCCCUAUCAGUGCACCCUCAAAAAUGGGACGUCCCCCGGAUGUCGCCGGAAUCGCGAAAAAAUUCCGAUUUAUGUGGUGGAGUACCAUCACGAGGUCUUGCCCCAUAUUUACCGCAAUAUCGGGGCCAAGCUGUUGCCUCUGGAGGGCAACACCAUUGUGCAUUUUGACUCGCACCCCGAUAUGUUGAUUCCCAAAAAUAUGCCCGAGAGUUAUGUGUACAAGAAGGAGAAAUUGUUCGAGGAGAUUAGUAUCGAAAAUUGGAUGUUGCCAGGGGCUUACGCUGGCCAUUUUAAGACACUUUGGUGGAUUAAGCCCCCAUGGGCUCAUCAGAUUGAAGACAGCGAUCAGAAAUUUUUGAUUGGGAGGAACAAAAACGGCCACAUUCGGGUCAAUUGUAAAGAGAAUUAUUUCGUUUCGGAGUGUUUGUUCGCCAAAACUGAGGACCUGGAGGGUGUUAGGGAAGUUUCCUUAAGGGUGGCAACCCUAGGGGAGGAUUUUGAUCGAAAAGUUUUGGGCGAAGUCACGGGACCGUACAUUCUGGACAUCGAUUUGGAUUUUUUCAGUACGAGCAACCCCUUCAAGGAGAUUUACAACAAGGCUGGGACUUACAACAAAUUGAAGGAGAUUUACAAAUUUGUGAAACCCAGUGAUGACAUUUUCGAGUGUGUGUCAAGGCGGGAAGAACAGAUUGAAAAUUUGGAAAGAAUCUUCAAGCAUUUGCAAGACCGGAAAUGUCUGCCCGAAGAUGUGCCGAGCGAAGUGCGACAGUUGAGAGAUGAGCUGUUGAAGUUUUAUUCCGAGGAGGAAAUCGACUGGGAGUUGGUGCAUGAUGCCGGUUGUACGUGUGACGAUACGGAGUUGCCUCAUCACGUGGCGAGUUCUGAAGAACUGGGUGUUAUGUUUGAGCGGUUUCGGGGGGUUUUGGAGGGUUUGGCGACGCCUCCAGUUGUUGUGACUGUGUCAAGAUCAACGGAGGAUGAUUAUACACCGAGCGAGGACGUGGAGGUGAUUCAAGAGUCCGUUUUGAGGAUUGUUAGGGAAAAAUUUAAUUGUGAUGAACCAGUUUUGGAUUACAGUGAAGAAAAUGCCGAAUAGAUGUGUUGUUAGUUGAUUUUUUGUGAAUUGAAAAAUCAUUAUGUACAGUGAAACACACGAAAAUAGCAAUUUUCGGAUUCGCUUUAUAAAAUAUCUCACGGCGUUAGUAAGUUUUUGAACAAAAUAAGUUGAAACAGACGAAAGUAUGUUAAUUAAGAUUCGACUUAAUGAUAUAAGUAUCAUUGAAUUUCUCUAGGAAAAAAGUCGAGUGAAUCAGACGAAAAAAAUACAAAUGCGGAUGUAAUUUUGUGAUUUUUUUUGAAACCUUUGAUAUUGAAGAAAAACAAGCUUUAGAUAUAAUUUUGUAAUUUAUUAACUUGUUUUGGCAAAAUCUUUUUUAAAUCAAUGAGUUCGUAGGUAAAAAAUGCCCUCAAUUGAUACAAACAGUAGAAGUCAGCUAACUUAAAUUUGAAUUUUAUGUUUUUCUCAUUUCUUUUAACUAAUAACUAAUUCCUUCAAAGUUUGGUAAUUUCUUGGUAAAAAAGCGAAUUACAGAUUUAUUAAUGUUUUAAAAUUAGUGGGUUUAAAAAAUACGUUCCUUGCAAAAUCUCUCAGAAUAUUGAAUUUGUGGCUGAAAAUCGCUCUGAAAUAUUUGUAAAAAUGCAGGCGAUUCAGAUCUUUUGCGAUGAUAUUGAAAUUAGUGAAUCCCUUGUUGAAAAAUGCCCUAAAUUAACCAAAACAAAGCGAAAUAUGUCAGGUGUUUUGUUGUGGUGAAAUCCUUAAUUUGUAAAUUAUUCGCUGAAAGACGCUCGAAGCUUAACCGGCGAAAAUAACGAGUUCUCGGUCUAAUUGUGUUUUUCUGCCUUGUUUUUAAUUUUAUUGUGGAAGAUUUCCGUUCUUACUUUCCAACUUAUGACGUGUUAUUAAAUAUCUCGUCUUUGAAUUGGUCAAAACAGGGUAAAAAUUAAACGUAAUAUUGUGAUUAUCGCACUUGUUUAAGUAAAAUACCUCGAGUGGGUUUUUUGCUGCAAAGUGCAUUAUUAACCUAAUUAGAUGAAAUAGUUAUAAUAAUACGAGUGCGAAAACACAAGCUUAAAGUUCGAAGGCUGUCGUUAUGCAACAAGCGUAUGCGAGUUGCAUACCUAGACACCCAAAAAAUCUCCCCGAAUAUUGAGUUUGUGGCUGAAAAUUGCUCUGAAAUAUUUGUAAAAAAGCAAGCGAUUCAGAUCUUUUGCGAUGAUUUUGAAAUUAGUGAAUUUCUUGGUGAAAAAUGCCCUAAAUUAACCAAAAUAAAGAAAAAUAAUCAAAGUCAGGUGUACCUAACUGUUUUGUUUUGGUAAUAUCCUUAAUUUGUAAAUUAUCGGCUGAAAGAUGCUCGAAGCUUUACCAGCGAAAAUAACGAGUUCUCGGUCUAAUUUUGUGUUUUUCUGCCUCGUUUUUAGUUUUUUAGUGGAAGAUUUCCGAUCUUGUUUUCCAACUUAUGACGUGUUAUUGAAUGUCUCGGCUUUGGAUUAAGCAAAACAGGGGAAAAUACCGAAAAUUAAACUUAAUAUUGUGAUCAUCGCACUUGUUUUAGUAAAAUAUCUUGAAUGAGUUUUUUGCUGAAAAGUGCUUUACAUUAACCUCAGAUGAAAUAGUUAUUAUUUAUUAAUAAUACGAGUGCGGAAACACAAGCUUAUGCAACAAGCGUGUGCGAGUUGCAUGCUUAGACACCCGAGAACUUUAAGCUUUAUCAAUUUUUUUUUUGUUGAAAUAUAAUUUAAAACAAGUUGCCAUAGAAGUGUGUUUUAAAAUAGUGAAAAUACGUUGCUGUGGAAAACGUGUUUUAAAAUAGUGUUUAUUUCUCGACACUGUCCAAAUUUCCGGUUUUUCUCCUAUAUAAGGCUGUUUUGACAACUGUUUGGCAUUUCUCAAAACGAAACGUCACAUUAUUUUUAACAGAUUUAAAGCAAUUUUAAGCCUUGUUGUGUCUAAGUCGAGGAAUAAAAUGUUGUAUUCAAUUCGUGGUUUGAUAAUCCACUCGUGAAAUAAAAUGUCCGAUUUACUCUAAAAAGUAAAUAAAUAAAUAAUAAAUAAUACGAUUGAAUAAAUAACUUAUAACAAAUUAAAUUUAUACCCAAUUUGACGACUUUUUCAAUUGCGGUACAAUAUCUUCUAAGAUUAGUGAGACAUGCUGAAGCAAACGACUAUUAACCUUGGUCAUUUUAAAUUUUCAAAUAAUAAACACUUAAACACAAGGGAAUCGGAUAACCAGACAUAAUAAACUGUGGACAUAAUUGGUCGAAUUUCUUUUGAAAGAAAAAUUUUAGUAAACUAUAUUGAUAAUAAUGUAUUUAAAAUGACUGUAAGUUGAACAGAACUGUUAAAAGCAUCACAUUACAGCCCUGAUGUUUCAAUUGUCUCGUUUUGGCAAAAUCUUCGUGAAUUAAUAAUAAUAAUAAUUUCCUGAGCGGCUCUUUGAUCUGAACAGUCGAAAAAAAAAUAAAAUUACAUCUGCGAUUUUUCGGCUUGUUCUGACGAUUUUCCUAGAGAUUUGAGAAUUUUUCCGUAAAAGACACACUUGUUUGUCUCGAAAAACGUUCUGAAGCGAGCGAAAUCGGCGAAAAUAGCAAGUUUGAAGCGUAUUUUUUCUGAUUAGAGAAACAACAUUUGUGUGGAUAUUGAGUUUGUUAAUGAAAAAUGCUUUAAAAAACUAAAAAAUAGGCCAAUUGGGAUGAUCAUUUUCGUAUAUUCUUUAGGAAAAUACGUCGAAAUUGACGAAGGUAUAAUUCUUGUCUUGUUUGGUAAAAUUCUUUUUGAAAAACAUUGCAAAUCGCUCGGAAAUAACGAAUUCUAGAUCUAAUUAUGCGAUUGUUUUUUGGGUGAAAAACUCGUUAGAAAUUUAUAAAAAAUAGAGAAUAAUAAUAUUUGCAGCUAUAUUUUGCGACUUCUGACUUGAAUUUCUUGGUAAAAAGGAUUCUAAUCAAUUUAGCAAAACAGGGGAAAGCAUCGAUGGUUGGACUAAUUUGUGAAUUUUUCGCCGAAAAACGGUUCGAGUUAACAGAAACAGAUAUAAUUUUGCGAUUUCAGCUUUGUUUUUACAAAACCUAAAAUUGAGGAAUUAUUGAGUUUCUGUCAAAAGCCAUCUAGAAACGAUAUUUUCUGGUACGUGACAAUUUUUUGUGUGAAGUCUUAGAGUCGAGUUAUCAAGAACUUUUAAAAACAAGCCAAACCACCGAGCAACUUGAGUCAUUUCCACAGUAUUGUUAGGAAAAUGAUUUCAUGUUGUCGCAAUUUUGAUUAAAUUUGUAUUCAAGAGAGUGCUAAAUAAAGGAAUGAAAUGUG
Molecule: messenger RNA, 5383 nt
Organism: Tribolium castaneum (red flour beetle)
Lineage: Eukaryota; Metazoa; Arthropoda; Insecta; Coleoptera; Tenebrionidae
Gene: MESR6
Product: Misexpression suppressor of ras 6
Exons: 2
Coding region: 980-2119 (379 amino acids)
Source: RefSeq, a predicted model, not a curated record